Molecule: messenger RNA, 1590 nt
Organism: Cornus florida
Lineage: Eukaryota; Viridiplantae; Streptophyta; Magnoliopsida; Cornales; Cornaceae
Product: fasciclin-like arabinogalactan protein 1
Exons: 1
Coding region: 113-1342 (409 amino acids)
Biological process (GO): shoot system development; root development
Cellular component (GO): plasma membrane
Source: RefSeq, a predicted model, not a curated record
UCUGUUGUUCUUGCGAGUCCACUCCACUCUAUCUCUCUCUCUCUCUCUAUCUCAAAAUAAAAGAAAGCUACCAAUUGUGAGGAAACCUUCUGUCUUCUCUCCCUAGGGCACAAUGCAGCUCCGUCCGGCCGCCGCCGGGACUAUAGUCCUCUCUAUUAUGCUCUUCCUUCUCUCCGGUUCCAUCCAGGCGCACAAUAUUACUCGGAUACUCGCCAAGUUUCCAGAAUUUUCGACGUUCAAUCACUACCUGACGGUGACACACCUCGCCGCCGAUAUCAACAACCGGGAGACCAUAACCGUCUGCGCCGUCGACAACACCGGGAUGUCAGAUCUGCUCUCCAAACACCUAUCUGUCUCCGCCCUCAAAAACGCUCUCUCUUUUCACGUGCUCUUGGACUACUUCGGCGCCAAGAAGCUCCACCAGAUUACCAACGGCACCGCCCUAGCCGCCACCAUGUUCCAAGCCACCGGCUCGGCUUCCGGCUCAUCCGGAUUCGUCAACAUCACGGAUCUCAAAGGAGGUAAAGUCGGCUUCGGAGCAGAAGACAAUAAAGGCAAGCUCGACGCCGUUUUCGUCAAGUCGGUUCAUGAGAUUCCGUACAACAUCUCCGUCAUCCAGAUCAGCAAGAUCUUGCCGGCGCCGGAGGCUGAAGCUCCUUCUCCCGGCCCGAGCGCGAUGAAUCUGACGCUUCUUAUGUCGGCUCACGGCUGCAAAGUCUUCGCCGACACUUUGCUAGCUUCCGAUGCUGAAAAUACGUACAAGGACAAUGUCGAUGGUGGAUUGACGGUGUUUUGUCCCAUGGACGAUGCUUUCAAGAACUUCUUGCCGAAGUACAAGAACUUGACCGCGGCGGGGAAGCAGGAUCUGCUGGAGUAUCACGGCGUUCCGGUGUAUCAAUCUUUGUCGAUGUUGAAGUCUAACAACGGUCCCAUGAACACUCUGGCCACUGACGGAGCUAAAAAGUACGAUUUCACGGUUCAGAACGACGGCGAAGUUGUGACGUUGAAGACGAAGAUAGUUACAGCUAAAAUAACAGGGACUAUAAUUGACGAACAGCCAUUGGCGAUUUUCUCGAUCGACAAGGUUUUGAUGCCGACGGAACUGUUCAAGGCUGCUCCGACACCAGCUCCGGCACCGGCACCGGAGGCGGCGGCGGACGCUCCGAAGCCGUCGAAGAAAGCGCCAGUCCAGGCGUCGGAUUCUCCCGCAGAUUCUCCGGCGGAUUCUCCGGAAGAAGAUCCGGCGGAUCAGACGGCUGAUGAGAACGGCGCCGUUAGAUUCACCUAUGGUAGAUUUGCUACGGCCUCUCUAAGUUUGUGGUUGGCGUUUUUACUGAUGUAAGUUUCUCAUUCAGAUUUUUUUUUUUUUUUUCGGUGAAAUACUUGGCUAAUAAGUGAGGCCUUUAUUGCUAUUAAAUUAUUUGUAUUACUAAUUUUCUUCUUUAUGUCUGGUUUUCUUCUCUGUGUGGUUUUUAUUUUGAUUUCAUUUUUGUGUUUGAGGAAUUUGUAAGGGGUUGUGAUUUUGCUUGUCAUUGUAAUUUGUCAGAACAUAAUUUUACUCAUUAUGAUUAUAGAUUUUCAUACUCAUAA